CGCCAGCACCUUAGAAGGGCCCACGGGCCCCGCCCCCGCUGCAUCCUCCCACCUGGGGCUGCCUCCUGCCGCGGCUGGGAGGCGAGUUUCUCCCGGGCCAGCGCGCACCGGGCACCUCCCCGGCCAUGGACUGAGCGCGCUGCCGUCUCCGCCGGGGGCUGGGACUGGCCCCUUCCCUGCUGGGGGGUUCACCCCCCCCCCGUCUCCUCCCCGCUGGGUUUGGUUUUAUGGGGCAGCCAGAGACUCGACCAUGUUAUCGGGCUCCAAAAACUCCUUUAAAAUCCAGCAGCACAAGCCGGGCCCUGCGCUGAGAGGUCCAAAGUCCUCUGACAUGAACAGCGGGCGAAACAGGAACUGCCAGGCUUUCCCGUGUAUCCCAGGGGAACACGUCCUGGAAGCGGCAGCUCACGUGAGGAAGAUCGUCCGCUCCAGGGAUGGCGAAGGAUCCAUCCUGGGCACACUGUACUGCACCAACCUGAGAGUCGCCUUCGUGCCAGAGCCGGCCCCGGGUGACACGGUGGGGGCCCCUCGCUGUUCCACUUGCCUGCACAGUGAGCACGACGUGGCCCUGCCCUGCAUCGGGAGGCUGGUGGCAGUGAACAGCGUCACCAAGGCCAAGGUGCUGACGGCCAGCUCUACCCUCAAGUUCAUCCCGGAGGAGCUGGUCCUCUACUGCCGGGACUUCCGGGUGCUGCGUUUCCGCUUCCGCGACAGCGGCUUGGAGCCCCGGGCCUGUCAGGUGACGCUGGCCAUCGUGCAGGCUCAGGAGAGCAGCAGCGCCAGCGCGGGGAAGUGGUACGACACUGGUGCUAUAAGGAACCUGGAGAACGCCUGGCUGAGCACGGAGGAGUCGUCGUCGUCCCCCCCGACGCUGCUCUUCGAGAGGCCCUGUGACUGGGAGAAGGAGCUGAGGCGGCUCGGGGCUGCUGGCUGGAGGGUCAGCCCCGUCAAUGAGCGCUUCGACAUGGCCACCAGCCUCCCCAAGUACCUCUGGGUCCCCAGCAGGCUCCUGGACAACGAGCUCAAGAGGGCCUUCGGCCACUUCAACGCGAGGCGCAUCCCGAGGCUGUGCUGGCAUCACCCGGGAGGCAGCGACCUGCUGAGAGCCGCCGGCUUUCACGCCGAUUCAGACCCCGAGAAGGAAGACGUGAGGUCUGUGGAAGCGCUGAUGCUCGCCGGCCACGCCCAGUGCGUGAUAGUGGAGACAGCCGCCGACCUGCCCAGCCCUGCAGAGAUCCAGCUCUCUUACCUCAAACUUCGGGCCCUCUGCCUUCCUGACUCCUCUGUGGCCGAUGAGAAGUGGCUCUCUGCCCUGGAGGGGACGCGCUGGCUGGAGCACGUCAGGGCUUGUGUGAGGAAAGCGUGCGAGGUGGCCGCCCUGCUGGCAGAGAGGUCCCGCUCCAUCAUGCUGCAAGGUAGAGUCAGUCGUUCCCUCCUCUGGCCCAGGCACAGGCUGGAUGCCCUGAGGCUGGGCCAGGUGUGCGAGUCAGACGACCGGGAUCUGAACUGCCUGCUGGCCUCCCUCGUCCAGGUCCUGUGGGAUCCCCAUGCCCGUACCCAGUCUGGGUUCCAGAGCCUGCUGCAGAAGGAGUGGGUGGUGGCAGGGCACCCUUUCCUCCAGCGCCUCAACCUCCUCCGGGACAACGACCGCGAGGAGUCUCCGGUGUUUCUGCUUUUCCUGGACUGCGUGUGGCAGCUGCUCCAGCAGUUCCCAGCAUCCUUUGAGUUCACAGAGACAUACCUGGUGGCCCUCCAUGACAGCAGCUACAUACCCUUCUUCAGCACCUUCCUGUUUAACUGCCAGUGGGAGAGAGAUCGCAGGAAUCAGCACCGUGCCUCCAACCAGAUCUACGCGCCCGUCAACGGCUGGCGGGAGCCCCCUCCCCUGGAGAUCCUGCAGAAGGGUGGCCGCCUGGCGAAGGAGAGAGGGGGCCCCUACUUGCCCACCAUCUGGGACUGGGCGCUGCGCUACACCACCCAGCAGAGGGCGCAGUUCAGAAAUCCAGCCUAUGCCAGGGGCAGCGGCAGCACCACUGUUCCAAAUGGCAAAUCUGCCCCACUAGGGGGCGAUAAGCUGGAAGCUGCCUUGUCUGGGAACGGCACCAUGUACCUGUUUGCCAAGGGGGCCCUCUCGCCGCAGACCCACCUCUUCCCCUGGAAGAACGGCUCGCUUUCCAAAAAGGGCUGGCGGCGGGCUCAGUCCUCGGAGAGCCUCAGCGAACAGGACCGGUCCUUGAGAAGCAGUCCCAGCGGCUGCCCCCUGCAGUCUGAGGGGCUGCUACUUCCUGCCUCUGUGGGCCCCCUGAUCCGGCUCUGGAGAAGGUGUUACCUGCGGGGGAGCCAGGAAGUUCAGCGUGGCCUCUUUGCCUCCACGCUCGCUGAACUCGCGGAGGAGCUGGACCUGCUUCGAGAGCGGCUGGGUGACUGACAGGCGAGGGGACCUGCUAGGGUGCCUCACCAUGACAGCACGCGGAACCCUUCUCGCCAGCCCCCUGAAGGCGAAACGCCGCGAAGACUGGAUGGCCUUGCGUCCCUGCUGCCAUGCUGGAGAUGGGAGAGCGCCCCGGGCAGAACUGGAUCUGGCCGCUGGGCCAGCGGACCAAGGGCGGGGACCUCAACAGACUCUGGGCCCUGCUGUUCCUCCUGCCGCGGGGAGCUGCCCGUCCUGUGGCUGCAGGAAAGGGAACCGGGCAACCCCGUCCAUCCAAAGGGCUCACUCCCACUCACACAGCUCAGAGUGGUGGGUGCCCAGAUAACCCUGGCUCCUCCCAAGUGCUACCUCCUCAAAAUUGGGCCCGAUCCCAGAGCCCCCACCCGGCCCUGAGUCUGGCUAAGCCCCCCCCACCCCAAUCUGGGUGUUUGGCCGGGGUUCGGAUGGUGGGUUCUGGAUGGGAACCGAACAACUCCAGUGUUCUCUAGCGCCGCUCGGCAAAACCUACAGAGUAGGGUUCUGUUACUGCAGGGUUCGGGGCAGGCACUCCAGGGUACUGGGUCCAACCGCUUUUGCUGCUGCUCCAUCUGAGUUGUCUCUGUCUCCGUCUCCGUUCUCUGAUCUUUCAUGCACCUUCACCCUCCUCGCUCCCCCAGGGUGACUUACUCAGCUGAUAAGGCUGGCUCAUUCGCGUACCUCCCCCAGAGGGGCGGCAUGUGGGUGGAAGGGCAGGCGAGGAUUAACCUGCCGCUGCCCAUGCUGUACCCAUCCCCUGGGUUCUUGCUGGCCUCUGAUCUCCAGCACUGUCAGUCUGGCACCCGUCCCUGAGCGGCAACUCUGCAAAGCUUGUAACCCCCUGCCUGGAUUCCCCAACUGACCCUUUCUAUCGAGGCUUUUGAAGCGGGAGGGGAGGGGAAAAUAAUUGAAUCUUUCAGAAGGGGGGUGGGAAAAGGGGGAGCAAGAGAACCCCAUCCUCAGUAGAUUACGGGGAGCCCUCCCGAGCUCCCAUCUCCGGGCAGGGCUACGCUACAGACUUGCAUCGGCAGCAGCGCUGUAGCGCUGCUGGUGAAGACAUUCUAAGCCUACAGCGAGCUCUCCCAUCAGCCGCAGGGCGGGUUAAGGUCGGUAUAACGACGUUGCUCAGGGAUGUGAAAAAUCCACCCCCCUGAGCGACGUAGUUAGAGCAGUGUGUGGAAUGUAGACCUGGCCUCUGAUCCGAAAGCUGCCGUGCGGCGCCAGAGCCGGAUGCACUUGGCGCUGUCCUGCUAGCAAUGUGCUGGGGCGGGUCUUUGAGGCAGUGGGCAUGUCCCGGCGCUAGGUACUUACUGUGCUACCUCCAGAGCUUGCUUUCUAAGCCUUGGAGUUCAGGUCUCGACGGGAGAGUCCCUGGAGGGCGGGAUUGUCGGGAUCUGGAGCUUAGGAACUCUGUUGGCUGAACAAUAUACCCAGCUGUGCCUCUUCCAGUCAUCUGGGCAGCAUGCAAGUUGCAGGCGGCUGGUAAUGGCAAUUUUGGUAACGGGUGGUCCCGGGAGCCUCUGUCCUCCGUUACUACCCUCGAACAAUGGCAAUUCUGCUCUCAGUAGAUUGGACCAAGCUGCUCAGUAGUUUCUCUUACAGCGUGUUUCCAGCACAAGCUUAGGGGGGUACUGGUGCAGGGGUGGGAGCCUCUCCUAUCUGCCAUCACGGCAGACCUAGGUCAGGUUACCACCUGAUGUCUCUGAGGAAGGGAUUGGUGGGUCGCAGCCAGGUCCCCAUUAAACAAGCAUCUGUGUCCCCCAAGCUCCGUCGUCUUUCCUGCUCUGUGGCUCCCAUCUUGAUACAUGCAAUGGAGUGGGAAUGGGCCUUGUUCUCAACUUUCCCAGUGCUCCUUGUACAUGGAGCCUCAGCCCUGGGUUAUGGGGCUGGGGUUAGGGGGAGGGCAGUUUGCCUGGGCUGUACCCAGCCUAGGGGCUUUCAGUUUCCAGGGCUACCCCCCUGGCAUCUCUCUCGAGCUUGGUGGGGAGAAAAAGCUGAAGGCCACCCGGCCCAGUCAUGGGCUGCUUGUCGCCUUAAGUCAGGGUUGUCGUUGCUUUUGUGCUUUAAACCUGAAUUGAAAAGUGGAUGCUGUAGAUCGUGGGCCCUGCAUUUCAGGGAACUGGGCUUGCCAUCUGAGCUCCAGCUUUUCAGGGGCCUGACUCACAACCCGGUCACCCAUCACUCCUUCCGCUUCAUAGCCAGCCUUCUUGGGCUGAGACUUUCAUCUCCGAGUGGGAUCUGGAACCCAAUCUCCCUCCUCACCCUGCCGAAUUCACAUCCAAUUAGUUAACUUCACCAGCCCUGCUUGGGCAUUAAAAUCAACAGGAGUCUUUCUGUUGGCCCUAAUGGGCAUUGGAUUCAGGCCCUUGUGAGGGGGAUGGAGGAAACCCUUUGAUGGGAGACUUGCUGCAUCUUUCAGGUACCUACAGAUGCAUGACUGCUGUACCCAGAUGGCAUCAUGCUACUUUGUCAGUGUUUAUGGACACUGGGGUUUGCACAGUUCCUGUAUGCUACUUCUUUUCUGCCCUGAGAUUUGAGUGCCUACUUUGUAUAUCUGUCUAACAACAAUGAGGAAUAACAAAGAUUAUUUUUAUUGGCAUUUGUAAUAUAAUCUCUCGGGGCGAUAUUAGAGAUGUUUGUUUUUUGUUGAAAAAUUUAUAUUUUAUAUUAAAGAAAAAAAAGCUCUGGUUCUAACAUUUAGUAACUCACAGGAAAUGGGUUAUUGUAUAAGCUAAAAUGUUUAGACAAAACUGGACGAUACAUUUUUAUGUGUGUUUCUCUCUCUCUCUCUCUCUCUCUCUCUCUCACACACACACCCACACACAGAGGGAUUGGAAGCCGCCAAAUUCCAGGGUGGAUUAGAACAGUUGUAGGGGUAGGGCUACCCUGUAAUCCAAGUAUUGCAGCACGGGUAGACAUGCCGGCAUGGCUAAGAAUAGCAGUGUAGAUGUGGUGGCACGUGUCAGUGUGGACUGUACGGGGACCCUGGGUAUGUGGGCUAGCAAUGCAUCUACUUGGCAAUUUUGAGCCAUGCGUGUGCAGAUAAAGCUAGUGCAGGUAUGUCUUCCCAUGCACUAAUCACACCUAGGAUUGCAGGAUAGACCUACCCAUGCUGCAUGUGUUACAGCAGAGGGUCUAAUCCAGCUGUGAUCUUAGUUUACGAAAUUGGUACUGUUCUCUGCGAAACUCUGGAAUUGUUGGGGUAAGAGUCCUAGAACUUUAGGACUUUCAGGCCCUGGGAAAGAACCAGGACUGUCAUCUGAUGGAGUAUGAACAAAGUACUUCCUCCAGAACAGCCUCAUUUCUUUUUACGGGCAAGGUUUCAAGAGCGGGAGGCUCUGGACUUUCCUUGGAAGAGUCCUUUUCCUGCUGGUUACUCCUUUAUAAUAACUUGGAUGUUUUUUUUGUUUUUUGUUUUUUUUGUUGUUGUGUGUUUAAAUCUUAGUGCUAAUAGCACAUAUACAUAGAAGUAUUUUGGAGACCAGAACGUUAGGAUAACUUGGUGCAGAUCACACAUUCCCGGUGGCAUGAGGCAUGAGUUAAGUGGAAAUCCAAACAAGGGCAUUUUUUUUUCUAUUCUGUAUAUUUUUGUAGUGACAUUUCUAUUUAAGAGCUCAUUAAAGUGCAGUAUUUUUAAAUGCA
Mauremys mutica (yellowpond turtle) is the source of this 6088-nucleotide messenger RNA. RefSeq names its product myotubularin related protein 11 (gene MTMR11). The coding region runs from base 251 to 2428 and encodes 725 amino acids. The transcript has 17 exons. The record is from RefSeq and is a predicted model, not a curated record. Lineage: Eukaryota; Metazoa; Chordata; Testudines; Geoemydidae.